Dinoponera quadriceps is the source of this 1894-nucleotide messenger RNA. It is a transcript of the gene Tap42, whose product is annotated as immunoglobulin-binding protein 1b. Gene Ontology annotation, cellular component: cytosol. Gene Ontology annotation, biological process: regulation of dephosphorylation; regulation of signal transduction. The transcript has 4 exons. Bases 160 to 1266 code for a protein of 368 amino acids. NCBI's taxonomy places the organism in Eukaryota, Metazoa, Arthropoda, Insecta, Hymenoptera, Formicidae. The record is from RefSeq and is a predicted model, not a curated record. Gene Ontology annotation, molecular function: protein phosphatase 2A binding.
GUAGAGAGGUUAGUUCGCCAUUUCCCGAGUAAUGGCGCUAAAAUCGUUCCCCGUCCUCCCCCACCCGGUCACAACAGGAAAGUUUUACCCCCGGACUUCACGGAAACAUAACACUGACGGGUAUCGUACUACUUUGAGAGGUUAACAAACAAUACUAUAAUGUCAGAAAAAAGUUUGUCGAAGAGUUUGCGUGUUGAGAAAGACGAGAAAGACCCUGCGACAUUGUCGGAGCUGUUUGAUAACGCCUUCGAACUGUUCAACGGCAUUAACAAAACACAGGAGCCUACAAACAGCCCAAAAGUACAGUCAGACAUAAGGCGGACAAUGAGUAUGUUUGAAGAUGCAACGAGACUGGUCUCUAUAGUGGAUAUGUUCAGUGACAAUGAAAGUUUCGAAGAAGUGUCAACAGAAAAUGUCAAGUACUUCUUGCUGCCAGCUCUAUUAGGCACACUUACUACUAAAAUCUGCGGCAACGACGACAGAAUGCACAUUGUCAAGGUAGCAGAGAUCUAUUUUGUAGAUUUCCUGAAACGUGUCAAAGUCUAUGGUCUGACGGAUGUUGAAAUACCAGAAAUUAAUUCAACUGAUGGGAAAGAUGAAGCAGGCGAUAAUCAAAACAAAUCAAAUAAGGAAACUAUCACCGAAAUGGUGUGUCGGAGAAAUACGAAAUUGCAAAGAUACAAAGAACAGAAGGACUUGGAAUCUCGGUUAGACAUUCUGAAGAAAAAUUUAGACAAUCCCAACAUCGACGACGAGACCAAGAGAGAAUACUUCGUUACCCUUCUAAAGUUAUAUAUAAUCCAAACGAUCGAGGAGUUGAAUUCGUUGGCUGCGGAGAAGACGAUUUUGGAACACAUGAAGAGAAUGGGACGACCACACAAUUUGCCCUCGCAGAUGUCCCAAAAACAGAAACCACCUACUCCAAAACUACAACCGAUUAUCAUUACUCGUGACGAGUUGCAGAAGCAGGUUUAUGGCGCUGGCUAUCCGAGUUUACCAGUCUUAACGGUCCAAGAAUUCUACGAUCAAAGGGUCAAAGAUGGAGAUUGGCCUGAUCCGUCACAACGUAACCAAAUGAACUCUCGAUGCCUACAAAAUAUGGCGAGUAGCGACAAAAGUUCGAACGAGCAAGAAGACACCGAAGCCGCCGAGAAGGAGGAGAAGAUCGAAAGGGACGAUCCCGAGUUCCUCACACAAACGCGCGCCAUGGAUGAAUACAAGGACACGCAUCGCCGCGGUUGGGGCAAUCGCGCCAACAGAAGUUAAACUUUUAAGAAUUAUAUUUCCAAAAUUCAGACGCGGAUGUUGCGGUGUGUGCCGUACCGACACCAUUUUCCACGUUUCCGUUUCUCGAGGAACUCGAAUGCCGCGUGACACAUUAUGCUUCGCCGGAUCUUACGCAACGUCGCAGGACCGUCUUAAGAAAUAUGGGUUAAUGGUAGAGGAAGAUGCUAAUUUUCCAAGCGGACUAAAAACAGACAUGCACGCAGGUGAACGCGAAUUCCACGAACAAAUCGGCGGAGUGAGCUCUCAGCAGGGGAAAUAAACGGAAGAUCGCACGAAUUAAAUGUGGAAAUCUGGAAGAUCGCAACCUCCGCGAAGUCGAGACGAUUUUCCAGCCGGAAUAACUUUGUUUAGUCUGAGCCGAUGAUGGAAUAAAAAGAAAGGGAAAUCUACCUCCACCCGUUCCCGACGAUUAAGGCAGUCCGCCGCGUCUUUUUCAGAGAGCUGUAUCAUAUAUUUGCGCGCGCGCGCGCGCGUUAAAUCUAUAGUAAAGUUUUGUUAAGUUUUAACAAUACGACGCGGGAAGACGACGAGUAUCGGUCUUCGGUUUGAAUACGCUAUUGUUGCCCAUUAAAGAGGAGAAUAAAGUCGUGAGUAAUUUAUUACGGAA